Messenger RNA from Tribolium madens (black flour beetle), 844 nucleotides. Its product is annotated as ras-related protein Rab6-like. The record is from RefSeq and is a predicted model, not a curated record. The coding region runs from base 131 to 760 and encodes 209 amino acids. Gene Ontology annotation, molecular function: GTPase activity; GTP binding. NCBI's taxonomy places the organism in Eukaryota, Metazoa, Arthropoda, Insecta, Coleoptera, Tenebrionidae. The transcript has a single exon.
UUGAGUCUAAAUUAAACAAAAAAUAAUUUUAGGAGUCAAAAUUGAAUAAUAAACGGUUUCGUUUAAUUGUAAAUAAGUUUGUAAAUAAACACAGUCGCCUAAAGGUCGCGUUUUGUUUUUUUGUCCCAAAAUGACAAAGUUUUCAAUCUCGAAAGACUACAACCCCAAUUUACAGAAAUACAAAUUGGUUUUUCUGGGGGAACAGAGUGUUGGAAAGACUUCGAUAAUAACGAAAUUCAUGUACGACAGCUUUGAUACCGCUUAUCAGGCCACUGUUGGUAUAGACUUUUUGUCAAAAACGAUGUAUUUGACCGACAAAACAGUCCGUUUGCAACUGUGGGACACCGCCGGUCAGGAGCGUUUCCGGUCCUUAAUCCCUGCUUACAUAAGAGACUCAUCAGUGGCGGUGGUGGUGUUUGAUGUGACCAGCGUUGAGACAUUCCACCAAACCACAAAAUGGAUAAAUGACGUACGCAUGGAGCGCGGAGACUCCGUCAUUGUGUUUUUGGUCGGGAAUAAAGUCGAUUUGAAGGAUUUGAGACAAGUGACUCGAGAAGACGGGGAACAAAAGGCCAAGGAAUUGAAUGUUACUUUUGUAGAGACAAGUGCGAAAGUUGGUUUGAACAUAAAACAGUUAUUUAAGCGAAUUACCGAAACAUUGGUUGUUAGUGAAGAACCUAGGAACGAUUUCAGUGAAUUACAGGAGAUUAAUUUACAGAAAAAUGGGUUGACUCCUAUUGAUAACAGUUGCGCCUGUUAAUUAAGAAUAAUUCCUUAUGAAACAUUUAUUUACAAUUAACUGAUAAUCUUAAUUAAUUAAAAAAAAUAGUUGAAUAAAGUUCUA